AUGCUGAAACUUUGAGAAUUUCGAAGAAGUCACUUUUUCGCAGCUUGAUUUCAAGAAUUGAACUACGAUGGAUGCGUGGAGCAAACUUACCAAUUAACCUGUCUAAACUUUUGGAGCUGAGCUACUUGGCAAGUUGGCAUCCCACUUGCUUGUGAACCUGAACUCGAUGCUCGGAACUGUGUGCUGGAAACUAACCGGAGAAAAUGCCCUGCGCCGCCUCCCUCCUCACCUCUCCCCCACCCUUCCCCACCGCCACCACCAAAACCCAUUUCAAAUCACGCCACUUUAUCCCUAGAAUGUCCAUAAACCAAAACCAACCAAACCCAACCCCAAACCCUAACCCCCUAACAUCCCUCACCAAACUCCUGUGGGGCCCCUCCCUCCCACCCCAGCUCCUCAUCUCCACCGUCCGCUCCACCUGGUCCGCCGCCUGGCACCUCAUGAUGUCCCAGCUCGCCCCCUCCGACCCCACCGGCCGUUACACCCGACCCACCUCCCAAUUCCGCUCCAAUUCCCAAAUUACCCUCCAAAACAAACCAGGCGCCCUCCACCUCUACGUGGGCCUGCCCUGCCCCUGGGCCCACCGGACCCUCGUUGUCCGGGCCCUCAAGGGCCUGGAAACCGCCGUGCCAGUCUCGGUUGCGUCGCCGGGGGUGGACGGGUCGUGGGAGUUCCAGGGCAGGGCUAUACCGGACGGGGAUAGAGUUGUCCCGGGCUUGGACGGUGCAAAUGGGUGUAAAACCGUGAGAGAGGUUUAUAAGCUUCGGAGAGGGGGGUACAAUGGCCGGUCCACGGUACCGAUGCUUUGGGAUGUGGAGAGCAAGGAGGUUGUGUGUAAUGAGAGUUAUGACAUAAUUGAAUUGUUCAAUUCGGGGUUGAAUGGGUUGGCAAGCAAUCCUGAUUUGGAUCUUUCACCGCCACCGUUGAAGAGAAAGAUUGAGGAGUGGAAUCGGAUUAUAUACCCAAAUGUUAACAAUGGUGUCUAUAGGUGUGGGUUUGCUCAGAGUCAAGAAGCAUAUGAUUCCGCGGUAAAUGAGUUGUUUAGCACAUUGGACACGGUGGAUGAUCACUUGGGCAAUUCUAGGUACUUGUGUGGAGAUGUGUUGACACUAGCAGAUGUAUGCCUGUUUACAACUUUGAUUAGGUUUGAUCUUGUGUAUAAUGUUCUGUUCAAAUGCACAAAGCGAAAGCUGAUCGAAUAUCCAAACCUUCAUGCCUAUAUGCGCGAUAUAUACCAGAUUCCAAAGGUCGCGGCAACUUGCAAUUUUGGAGCAAUUAUGGAUGGUUACUAUAAGAUUCUUUUCCCGCUGAAUCCAAGUAGCAUUCGACCUGUCAUGCCUUCUGGUUGCGAGCAUGAGUUCCUCUCUCAACCUCACAAUAGGACAUCUCUGUCAUCGGUAGAUAAAAAUGCACAGGUUCCUGUUUUAUGAAGCUUUCUUUCGGAACAUUGAUUGGAUAUAGAGCCCAGACCUUGUAUAUGUUGUUAAAUCGUCACAAAUGAUGUUUUAAACAGUUCUCCUCCUCUUGUGCGAAAGAAUUUCGGCCUAUCGACAGAUGUAGAAACUGAAAAUACUUACAGCCAAUGAAAUAUACAACGAUGAUUGUUUCUCCGCGAAAUUUCUGGCUUUGAAAAUGCAACCAAACCCCGGAUAUGGGUGGACUGGAUUGCCAUAUCCGGGACUAUGUUAUACCCUCCCUUUGACCGUUAACAAACAGGCCGUUAGGUCUCAAAGAAUCUCUUCUUCUUUUCUUUUUUUUCCUUCGGCGUCUGAUAUGAAAAAGAAAAAGAAAGGGAAGAUGCAUAGGAGUGAACUGACAAGUACUACGUUUCUCCGCAAUCUAAAAAAUCGGAGCGCGCUGCACAUUUGGAGAAGAUCGUGGGCCCACAAGGAAGAGGCAAGUCGUUUGAAAAAACUUCUUGAAGUUCGCCUUGCUGCAAAGAACAAUUCUCCUACAGAAAAAAUAUGCGAAUUCCAGCAACUAUUUAAGGGACAUGCAAUUCCAACAGUCAUGAAGACGGACUCCUCAGUAAAGCAAAUUGCAAAAAGCAACGUUAGCUAGAAUUCCAAGCAAAACACUCGAGCUAAGAACAAAUUAUUUCAAUUAAUGAAGCAUUGUCAUUGAUAACGAACCGAAAAGGCCGAAUAAGGUGGUGACAUUCCAAAGUUUCCAGCUUUGCUUAAAAGCGGGUGGACUUAAGCCCAGAAAUGAACACAAGGAACCCAUAGUUUCGGCAGAGUUACCCUAUGGUACAACACAAUACACAACGGUCAUGGAGGCAGAAAAGCUUAUGAGAAGUGCAGAAUUGAUACAAUGCUGAAUGCCUGCUUAUACAAUUUGACCCCAAGAGACUGGGGCCAUUUGGGCCUCAUGCAGCCACAUAGAACCGUACACAUCCUAAAAAAUGACUUCUCAAAGCUUUGAAAAUAACCUUGAAACCCAGUCAACUGAUAGGUUACAGCCUUGGGAGGGGAGUCGAGUUAUUGCACCAAACCAAUUCUUGUGAAAGGCUCCAUGAACCUCACAUGUUCAUCUUCGAUUCCCUGUGGAUCUAGAUC
Messenger RNA from Rhododendron vialii, 2558 nucleotides. RefSeq lists its product as uncharacterized. The transcript is spliced from 3 exons. The coding region runs from base 204 to 1430 and encodes 408 amino acids. The record is from RefSeq and is a predicted model, not a curated record. NCBI's taxonomy places the organism in Eukaryota, Viridiplantae, Streptophyta, Magnoliopsida, Ericales, Ericaceae. Gene Ontology annotation, cellular component: cytoplasm. Gene Ontology annotation, molecular function: glutathione transferase activity.